This is a messenger RNA of Akanthomyces muscarius, 1536 nucleotides long. RefSeq lists its product as uncharacterized. The transcript has a single exon. The record is from RefSeq and is a predicted model, not a curated record. Lineage: Eukaryota; Fungi; Ascomycota; Sordariomycetes; Hypocreales; Cordycipitaceae. The coding region runs from base 1 to 1536 and encodes 511 amino acids.
AUGGCUACCAUCGAACCGCGCCUCAUCCACCUCUUGAACGAGUCGACAUCGACUCCUCACCACUCCCAUGCGGACCUCCCUCCUCUGCAUGCCCUGCCUCUACACGCCCAUGGCGAUAGGCCUCUACCGAGGCUAGACCGCGAUGUGAGCCGUCAUGCCGCUUCGCAUCCGUAUCCUAUCCGCCUGCUGCUCGACGACUCCGACUCGGGCGAGUCUCGCCACGGCCAUGGUGCCUACCGCGAUGACAGCCCCGAGGGCCCCGAUGACGCCUACCACAAGAAGCGCAGCCGCGCCACGAUGCACGUCAAAGAUGACUUUGUGCAGCUGCCGCAGCCUCUCAAGAAGCAAAAAGCCACGCAGCAGGCCCUCGUCAUGCCGCCCAUUAUCAAUGGCCUCCACGAGCCUCCGCCUCAUGCCGCGCUCUUCCCGCCUAUUUCUUCAACCACCUACGAGAAUGAUGCGAACCAAAUGAAGAUGAUGCACGACUUCAACAAUCACAGCAGCCCCGACGAGCGCUCCCACCGACGAGGUUCCUCCGAAACCGACAAGAGCUCUUCCAAAGGCCGCAAGCGCGCCACCAAACCCCGACGCAAGUGGACAGACGAGGAAACGAACCAUCUCCUCCUCGGUGUGAACCGCCAUGGCGUCGGCAAAUGGACCAACAUCUUGGAAGACCCUGACUUUGCAUUCAACGAACGUACUGCCGGCGACUUGAAGGAUCGCUUUCGCACUUGCUGCCCCGAAGAGCUCCGAGGAUCUAGCAAGAGCUCUCGAUCCGAGCGUCGCUCAGAGCACAGCAGCAAGAGCAGCUCUCGCAAGGGCCUGCACUCGGAGAAUAUUUUGAUUAGCGAUGAAAAGUCUCGGUCCAAGAGCUCCAAGAGCUCCCCCGAAUCUGAGUCGCCCAAGCAAAAGAAGAGUCGCGCUCAUCGCAAGAACAUGGAUGAUUUGGCCUCACUCGGCAUUCACGGCCCAUUCAAAAAGUCGCAUCGUCGCGAACGCCGCCCCUUCACGGAGCAGGAUGAUCAUGAGAUCCUUGAGGGCCUGGAUCACUACGGCCCAGCCUGGACCAAGAUCCAGCGUGAUCCUCGUUAUCAUCUCUCCAGCCGACAGCCUACCGAUCUGCGUGACAGAGUCCGCAACAAGUAUCCUGCCAUUUACCAGCGCAUCGAAAAGGGUACCUUUCAAGCCAAGGAUUCGUCCAGAGGCAACGACAUCAUGGAGCCCUCUGUCAACAUGUCCAUUGACAACUCGCUGAAGCGCUCCAAGGCGGCUCGCCACCACUCUCGCGAUGAGGACCCCAGAUGGGCUGCUCAUGUUGCUGAAUCCGAGUAUGUCCAGCAUGCAGGCUUUGAGUUUGGUGACGCUGGUGCAAACCACUUCAUGGGUGGCGAGAUGGAUAUUUCUAGACUGCUUCUAGACGAUUCACGAAUGGCUCACGGCCACGGCCGACAAGGCGAGCUCUCCGGGCCGUCGUCCCCUACCGCGACGGGCGUUGACUCCCGUCGCGACCGCUACGAAUAUGCACUCCGGUGCUAA